UUUACCAUCUGCAAGAAGAGCUCAGACAAGCUGUGCCUCUGCCUGUUGCUCAUCUGGUCUUUCGUAUAUAUACACAUGCAUUUGCUGCAUCUGAAUACCAGUUACUGAGUCCACAGGCAAUCUACAGCCAUGGCAGGAAAAGCCCACAGGUUAAGCACUGAUGAGAGGGAGCAACUGCUGCCAAACCUGAAAGCCGUAGGGUGGAAUGAAGUGGAAGGGAGAGAUGCCAUCUUCAAAGAGUUCCAUUUCAAGGACUUCAGUCGGGCCUUUGGGUUCAUGACCAGAGUCGCUUUGCAGGCAGAAAAACUGGACCACCACCCUGAAUGGUUCAACGUUUACAGCAAGGUUCACAUUAUCCUGAGCACACAUGAGUGUGCAGGCUUAUCUGAGCGGGAUAUCAAUCUGGCCAGUUUCAUAGAGCAAGUUGCAGCUUCUCUGUCUUGAACGAGGCUGGGAGUACAUAAGCCUGAAUUGGCUGAACAGCCACCGUCUCCUCUCUCAUUCUUAACACUGUAGUUAGAACCAUUUGCCGGUUCCACGCAGUUCCUGAUCCAGGCAGAAGACAAUGCUAUGCUCAGCUCCUCUUCCACCACAGCUCAAAGUUUCAGAGGGAAUAAGCUGUCCUAGCGUAAAAAUACUUCCUACUUUUCAGUCACCAGGAGGAAAGUUGCCUUUUUUUUUUUUGAUCUAGUGACUACCAGUGUAAAAUUGCUUGACCUCUGGCACUUUUGGCAUAUCUGGCCUUUAGCGGACGAGAGUAAUAUUAUACAACUGUUAGUGCAAGCAGUUUGAGUUUAUUGUUACCCAGACAGUUGUGUGCUUGCUUCUUACUUUACAAUUAUACUGUUUUUUUUCCUACAGUGAAGCCUAUGUCCCCUGGUCUCUUCUGUUAGCAGACCAGUAUCUGUGAUGUGCAGUUUGGUUACAUUUGUAAGCUUUGUUCAAAUAGUAUUAUAUCAGGUAUGUGGGGUUACCUGUGUUGCAACUGGCCAUAAUACAGAGCUGGGAGCCAGGAAUGUCAGCUGAAAAUAUCUAAGUGUUUACAAUAAAGUUCUCAUAACAUA
Molecule: messenger RNA, 1064 nt
Organism: Mauremys reevesii (Reeves's turtle)
Lineage: Eukaryota; Metazoa; Chordata; Testudines; Geoemydidae
Gene: PCBD1
Product: pterin-4 alpha-carbinolamine dehydratase 1
Exons: 4
Coding region: 130-444 (104 amino acids)
Biological process (GO): tetrahydrobiopterin biosynthetic process
Molecular function (GO): 4-alpha-hydroxytetrahydrobiopterin dehydratase activity
Source: RefSeq, a predicted model, not a curated record